CGUGUCAGCUGCGUUUCUAUCCUAGGUGUGCCUUCGCGUGUGACGGUAUCAUAUCACCGUAAUUCUCCCUGUCCCCUGCUCCCCAGUCUACUGACUCUAUGGACAGAAUUCUCUCCUCCUUCCUCCGUCGUCCGUCCCUCAGCUAGAUUCACCGCCCAGGUAGAGAAGAGGGCAAAGGAAAGAGAAGGAAGAUGUUCUACUCUCACCAGCUUCUAGCUCGGAAAGCUCCCCUCGGCCAGAUUUGGAUGGCGGCAACUAUGCACGCCAAGAUGAACAGGAAGAAGCUCAACAUGAUCGACAUCAUCAGCAUCUGGUUCAAUUAGCCUCGCCGUUUUUGUCGUCCAUCCUCUCCAUCGUCCUGUAUACUGUACUGACCUCCGGUUGCUUGUUUCGUUUUAACAGUGAGGAGAUUCUGAAUCCUUCGGUUCCGAUGGCGCUUCGGCUCUCCGGAAUUCUAAUGGGUGGAGUGGUGAUUGUUUAUGAACGGAAAGUGAAGCUGCUCUACGAGGACGUCACCCGUUUGCUGGUACCCGAAUCGAACUCCGAAUCGGUAUUCUGCUUGCGUUUUUUUUUUCUGGGUUCCUUGCAUGAGCUGAAUAUUUCCUGUGAUUCCACCGGAAACGCUGUUAAGGUUAAAAUCAACGAGACAUGGAAAGUGGAACCAGCGACGGACCGUACCCUUCUUCCGAAACGGAAGUUACAGGCCAAGAAAGAAGCUGUGACUCUGCCGGAUGUUCAGGACGUGGACCACCCUGAAAUUGGGCAGUCUAGGAACUUCUCGAGUUCAAACGCAACAAUGCCUUCUUUCCAGAAUACUUCCUAUUUCGCAGUGCAACUAGAUACCUUGGACGAGACUUACAUUAACAAUGACGCCAUGGAAGACGAUGUUACUGGGCAUAUGCAUCAAGUUGAUCCAGAGAACAUAAAAUUAUUCGAACACUUUGACCCAUGUCAAGUUAACACAGAUAUGUAUGAUCGCUUUGAAAGAUUCGAUAUUAGUGGAGAAGGGGACACUCAGAUGAACGCGACUUUUUCAGGAGAUCUUCAAACAGAUAUGCCUUCAACUGUUCUACCCUCACAACCUCGUCAAGAUGAAGAUCUAGGAGGUUUGCUUGCUGACUCCCAAAUGCUUUCACAUAUGUUCUUCAUUUGCUUACAUUCUAUUUUCGGAAUGUCAGCAAAUGAACAAGGAAAUCCUUUCACAGACAAAGAAAUCCCUGACCAGCAACCUGAAAGCCUUGUCAACCAACCAUCUGAAACACACAAUGUAGGCAGAGAGCAAACGGGACACUCAAAAUAUUUCACUCCUGUAAAUGUCUCACUAUCAUUCCCACCCGAGCCACAAACUCCCAGAGCUCGCAGACAGGUGCAAGGACCAAUUAUAAGGAAAAGGAGGAGACAAGCAGCUAAUUGGAUGGACAUAGAAAAAACAGUAAUACCUGGUGAGGUAUACCAGUCAUGGCUUCAAAAUGCUUCUGACCUCACCUCGAGGAGAGAUAGAAAGGGAAAGGACGUGAAAAAGAGUAUUAUGUCGAGGAUGAAGGUGGCCAGUCUGAUGGAGUUGCCACCUACGGUACUCAUUGAUGAUUUAUCAAUCAAUGCAAACAAAGAUAUCUACUAUCCUGCUCCUCUACUCGCGCAGUGGACGAAAAGCACUCAGCCUCCACAUGACUCUCCAUCUGCAAGGGCAACCUCACCUCAGCCUCCUGAAGCUUCAAAUUCAUCCCCACAAGAUGCAGCAGCUCAAUUUGAAGAUCCAUAUAACUUCAAUGAUUAUCAAGGUGGGGGUGGGUCUCAGUCAAUUGGUAUCUCCUUUGAGAAGGACAGGGGUGUCUUGAAUGAGCAAUUGGAAGCCCACCUGUUUGAUAACGCGUUUGAAGCCAACCUUGUGGACAACAUCAGAAUGAGAGGGAACAAAGAACCACCAGUUAUCACAACUCCUGGAAAUCCUGGUUCUGGACAUGGUAUUCCACGACAUUGCUCCGGGAUCAACUCAGGAAACAUACAUAGUGGUAGUAGCCUUCAGUCAAUUCCUGAGGACACAUUAUGGCUUCCUGAUCCAGAAGUGCAAUUGAAAACUGGACCUGCACAGUCUCAACGACCCAUCACUUCCUCCCAGAGACUCAAGGCCAUGAAUGAAGGCAUCCGAAUGUACCUGAAGAACCCUUUCAAAGGGCCAGAAGCUGAGUCCCUCAACAGUCUACGCAUUGGAAUCAACCUCGAACAAGCAGCUCCCUCGUUCUAUGAAACCCGUGGUCUGAAUUUUGAGUUUGAAGCCUACCUUGCUGACAACGAAAGUAUAAGAGGGAACAAAGAACCACCUGUUGUCACAUCUCCUGGAAAUCGUGGGAAGCCAGCAAGAUUCAUACCAAGUUCAGGUUCUGGACAUAGUAUUCCACGACAUCGCUCCGAGAUCAACUCAGGACACAAACAUAGUGGUAGUAGCCUUCAGUCAAUUCCUGAGAACAAAUCAUGGCGUCCAGAUCCAGAUAUCACGACAGUGCACGAGAAGGACUCGGCUCCUGAUCAAGAAGUGCUGUUGGAAACUGGACCUACACAGACUCAACCACUCAUCAACACCUCUGAGCCACUCGACGCCAUGACUGAAGACAUCCGAAAGCACCUGAAGACCCAUUUCGAAUGGCCAAAAGCUCCCAAACACGAGUCCCUCAACAAUCUAGCCACCGGAAUGGACCGCAAACGAGCAGCACUCUUCUUCUAUCAAACCUGUGUUCUUGCAACACGAGGCGACAUUGCAGUAGACCAGAAGGUGCCCUACGGCGAGAUUCUCAUCUCUAAUCGAUCAAAGAAGUGAUAAGAUCAUCAUCAACAUCAGCACAUUAAAAGAUUACCAUUAUUUGUGGAGAGAACGUGGACAGGUAAAUGGGAUAGGACGCACACUCACUCACCAAACUAAAGAUUUUGACGGAACACCAGCAGUCACUAGAUAGUUCCAAAAGUUAAUUGCUCAAUUAACUGGCUAUAGCUACUGCCUAGCUACCCUUGUUUUGUGGAUAUAAUGAUUAGUGAUUACUACUACGUGGCUGCGGAUUUUAGAUAGAUUAUUUAUCUUUUUUUCAGAACAAAAUUCUCCCCAGUAUCUUUAUAUC
This is a messenger RNA of Linum tenue, 3110 nucleotides long. The record is from the annotation of a GenBank genome assembly. NCBI's taxonomy places the organism in Eukaryota, Viridiplantae, Streptophyta, Magnoliopsida, Malpighiales, Linaceae.